Oryctolagus cuniculus (rabbit) is the source of this 2354-nucleotide messenger RNA. Lineage: Eukaryota; Metazoa; Chordata; Mammalia; Lagomorpha; Leporidae. The record is from RefSeq and is a predicted model, not a curated record.
UGCAUCUCCCACAUGGGUGCAGGGGCCCAAAGACUUGGGCCAUCUUCUACUGCUUCCCCAGAUGCAUUAGCAGGGAGCUUGAUUGGAAGAGGAGCAGCCGGGGCAUGAACUGACACCCAUAUGGGAUAUCAGGGCCACAGGCGGAUGCUUAGCCCACAGCGCCACAGCACUGCCCCCAAGUGCUGCAGUUUUCUAUAGAUGUUCAAAGAAGGCCUGUGGAAGAGGUGGCAUUUGAAUGGAGGCCUUAAGAAAUACAAGAUUGAGGGCCAGCACUGUUACAUGGUGUGCUAAGACUUCGUCCGUGGUUCCAAUAUCCCAUAUCAGUGCCAGUUCAAGUCCCAGGUACUCAAAUUCUGACCCAGCUCCCUGCUAAUGGCCUGGAAAAGCAGUAGAAGAUGGCCCAAUUCUUUGAUCCCCUGCACUCAUGUGGGAGCAUUGGAAGAAGCUCCUGGCUCCUGGCUCCUGGCUUCAGAUUGGCCCAGCUCAAGCUGGCCAUUUGGGGAGUGAACCAGUGGAUAGAAGACCUCUCUCUGUGUCUCUGCCUUUCACUGUCUGUAACUCUACCUUCCAAGUAAAUAAAUAAAAUCUUUAUUAAAAAAAGAGCUGCAGUCUUUUUGCUGUCUCUUUUUUAUCACAUUCCUGUUUUCUGCUUAUCACUUUCCCCAACUGACAUAGCACUAAGACAAUUCCAAGAAUCCGUGGACAGGGGAGGCAAAGAUAAAUUCAUCCUGGAAAAAAUACAUUUUGAAAUUCACAUAUCAGAAAGUUCAUGAAAUGCAUUUUAUUUAAAAAAUAAUGUGCAUGAAUCUCAAUUUUCUUUGUCCUGGACUUAAAGUUAUAUUUUGAUUGAUAUUCCAGGAAUCUUUUGAUGGAUGCUCAUUGUGCUCUCUGCUUCAUUUUAUGAUAGAGACAUGAGUUUUUCCACACAGUUUGCCUGUUAUCUAGAUGGUAGAGUAAGGUCUACAUCUGAUUCAUCAUCCACAACACCUGAAAUGAUUUCUCAUGAAAAUGAUGGAACACCUGACAUCUUGGAUAAAGUGUGAGAGCAGGACAGAAAUGCCUAAUCAGAGAUGAUGCAGGGUGCCCUAUGGGAGUCUGACGCAAAGCAGGAAACUUGAGUUAUUGACUGUAGAAUAUAAACAGCAGAACUUACAACAGGUGACAAAUGCAUGCUCAUGCCAUGUUUUUCUUUCCCUUGUUUUGCAGUCACAUCAAAUGCAUGGAACCAGGCAAUGAAACUCAACCUUCAGAAUUCCUUCUCCUGGGAUUCUCAGAGGACCCAGCACUGCAGCCACUCAUAUGUGGGCUCUUCCUCUCCAUGUACCUGGUCACUGUGGCUGGGAACCUGCUCAUCGUCCUGGCCAUCCUCUCAGACACCCACCUCCACACACCCAUGUACUUCUUCCUCUCCAACCUGUCCUUGGUGGACGUCUGCUUCACCUCCACCACCAUCCCCAAGAUGCUGGUGAACAUCCAGAUGCAGAGCAAAGCCAUCAGCUAUACAGGCUGCAUCACCCAGAUGUACUUUUUAUUGCUUUUUGGAGGGUUAGAUGACCUUCUCCUGACUGUGAUGGCCUAUGAUAGGUUUGUGGCCAUCUGUCACCCCCUGCUCUACAUGGUCAUCAUGAGCCCCCAGCUCUGUGUGCAGCUGGUUCUGCUGUCCUGGGUCAUCAGUGCUCUGAAUUCAUUUUUGCAAAGCCUAAUGGUGCUGCGGCUGUCCUUCUGCGCACACCUGGAAAUCCCCCACUUCUUCUGUGAGCUGGAUCAGGUCGUCCACACUGCCUGCUCUGACACCUUUCUCAAUGACAUCCUCAUCUAUUUUGCAUCCGUGCUGCUGGGUGCAGGUCCUCUGGCUGGGAUCUUGUAUUCCUACUCUAAGAUCAUCUCCUCCAUCCGUGCCAUCUCAUCAGCUCAGGGGAAGUAUAAAGCAUUCUCCACCUGUGUCUCUCACCUCACUGUCGUCUCCUUAUUCUAUGGCACAGUCCUGGGAGUGUACCUCAGUUCUGCUGUUACCCAAAAUACACAUUCAACUGCAACAGCCUCACUGAUGUACACUGUGGUCACCCCCAUGAUGAACCCCUUCAUCUACAGCCUGAGGAAUAAAGAUAUUAAGAGGGCUUUGAAGAGGUUCUUCAGGAGGAAAUCCGGAGAUGUGUCAGUCAACCCAUCUCUAUAGAUAUGCCCGUGAUUGCAGAGGUCAAAUCAUGGAAGCCAGAAAUUGUUCCUCACUAAUCAGAUUAGACAUAAAUGUAACUCAGUGCUUCUGUUUAUUUCCUGCAAUGUCCAUUCCUUUGACAACACUGUCUCAAAUUUAAUUCAUUUUAUCACUUUUCUACUCUUUAUGAUAGGAGACG